Molecule: messenger RNA, 426 nt
Organism: Penicillium daleae
Lineage: Eukaryota; Fungi; Ascomycota; Eurotiomycetes; Eurotiales; Aspergillaceae
Exons: 1
Coding region: 1-426 (141 amino acids)
Source: RefSeq, a predicted model, not a curated record
AUGCCAUCGAUCACCUACAAAAACCUUCCUGGGCCAGUGGGAGAUUGCCUCAAACCGGCCUCUCUUGCGACCACUGCUACAGUCCCAAUUUCUCCCACAGUCUCACUCAUCUUCACCACCGGUCAUAUUGGCCUCAACUUGACAACAGGAGAUCUAGUCAACCACUCCGCUGAGGCCGAAUUCGAAGCUGUCUUUGACUGCCUUGAUGCGGCGUUGAAGGACGCCGGAGUUUCGAAUGGCUUAAGACAGGCGUACAAGCUUGUGGCAUACUUGGUUGACUCUGGGGAUGAAGCAAUUAUGAUGCAAGUUUUUCAAAGGAAGUUCCCUGGCCACACGCCUACUUGGACGAGCGUGGUGGUUAAGGAAAUAGUAGCGCCAAAAAUGCGAGCCGAAGUAGCCGCAGAGGGUGUGAUAUUCCAUAGUUAA